UUCUUUUUCCCUUUGUUCGCUUUUUCCCUUUGGUCGUCGUCUCGCAGCUUUCAUCUUCUUCCGCGGAUUGCUUCUUAGUAGCAAUGCCAUAGAUUUUGUUCUUCGAUCGGUUCUUCCGGUCCUUCUUCUGUUUAUUUGUUAUCGAUCUUCCCGGUUUUCUUCUGCAGCUUUCUCCAUUCGUAGUUUCGAUUUUACUUCACUGAUCGAUUUAGGUAAGUAGUUUUCUUUGCCGUUUUACAUUUAUAUGUUUUUUCCUUCUUCCGUUUCAAAUUCUUUUUUGUUUCGUCGAAGUUAUCUUUUCCUGUAAUCAUCUUUAUUUUUACUCAACUUAUUUUUUGGUUGUAUUGUUAUACGUUGUCGCUACUGUUAUAACUAUUAUAAGUUGUUUCAGUUCAAUUUUUUUCUGUUUUAGAUUCUUAUCGACCAUAUGGCUGAUUUUGGAGAUUGUAUUUCUCCCCGUGGAAGAUUAAUUGAGGAUAUAGAUUCUGGAGGCGGAAUUGUUGGCAUUCAAUCCAAUUUCUUGGAUUCUGCUGUUAAUUUCAGUGAAGACCAAAAUCUUGUUUGUGCAACAGAAUCUCUUUCUUUCGGACCAACUGAACGUUCAUCUAGUUUUGAGACUGUACAAGUUUGUCAUGAUCCUGUUUCUGUUGAAACCAUAUUAGUGAAGGAAGCUGAAUUUUCUGAGUUGCUUGGUACAACUGUAUUUUCAGAGGAAGAAGCAUUUCAAUUGUAUAAUGAUUAUGCUUUUCGGAUUGGUUUUGGAGUUAGGUACUCUACUUUGAGAAAGAGGGAUGGUGGUUCUGGCUUUAGGGGAAGGGAGUUCUGCUGCACUAAACAAGGCUUAAAAAAAAAAUAAAGGCGUUGAUGGGAAGCAAUUCACAAAAGUUGACAUUCGUACUAAUUGUAAG
Cuscuta epithymum is the source of this 908-nucleotide messenger RNA. The record is from the annotation of a GenBank genome assembly. NCBI's taxonomy places the organism in Eukaryota, Viridiplantae, Streptophyta, Magnoliopsida, Solanales, Convolvulaceae.